AGAUAAGUGGCGCGAAACACAGUCUCCAGGAUUUUUAUCACACUCGCACCCGGAGCAAGUUCGUCAUCAAGCAAGCAGUAAAAUAGCUUUUAGACAUGAUUGGGCAAAAAACUAUCAACUCUUACUUCUCCCCAAUAAACAAAAAGCGACUGUCGGAAAAUGACGAAGAGACAAAAAAUAUUAGCAUCCAAGAACCAGAAGAGAUCCUUACGCCAGUCAAAAGACGCAAGGUUGAAGAAAAUGGCACCCCGAUCUCGCCACCUCUCAGUCCGGAGCAACUUCAGCGGAUGGAAAAAAAUAAGCGUGCUGCCCUCGAAAAGCUGGCGUCGCGCGGCGUCCCGGAGGGCUUUGGGAAUGGCUGGAAAGAGGAGCUGCAACCCGAAUUCAACAAGUCUUACUUCACAAAACUCAUGGCCUUUGUAGCAGAGGAAAGGAAGCGUCAUACAGUGUAUCCACCAGCCCAUCAAGUAUUCACCUGGACUCAGAUGUGUGACAUUUGGGAUGUGAAAGUUGUGAUCUUGGGUCAGGACCCUUAUCAUGGUCCCAGCCAGGCACAUGGGUUGUGCUUCAGCGUCCAGAGACCUGUUCCACCUCCACCCAGUUUAGAAAAUAUGUACAAAGAACUGGAAUCGGACAUAGAAGGGUUUAAACAUCCAGGACAUGGCGACCUUACAGGAUGGGCCAAACAAGGUGUUCUGCUUCUCAAUGCGGUCCUUACCGUCCGAGCUCAUCAAGCCAAUUCUCACAAGGAUCGAGGCUGGGAGCAGUUCACUGAUGCAGUUAUACAGUGGCUUAAUAAUAACCAGGAGGGUCUUGUCUUCAUGCUUUGGGGAGCAUAUGCCCAGAAGAAAGGCUCUUGUAUUGAACGGAAGCGACAUCAUGUUCUCCAGGCCGUUCAUCCAUCUCCUCUCUCUGCCCAUAGAGGAUUUUUUGGUUGCAAGCAUUUUUCCAAGACUAAUGAUUUCCUCAAGAAAUUGGGAAAGAAGCCGAUUAAUUGGAGGGCUCUAUGAACCCUUUCUUAGGUGGAUGUUCUGAGUUUGUAGUUCCAUGCACUGUGUUCUUUUUACCUCUGGGGGGGGAAGCAAUUUUUUGUCGCUGCUACAGUACAUUGAUGUAAAAGGAAGAGAUUUGUGUUGUUGCCUAGAACUGCAUUUGGAAUGAUUACGGAGGAAAAAUUUCAGGUGCAACCUUUGGGGAAAAUUCUGAAAUUUUCAACAGAUUUGAUCUUAACAUUUUACGAUUGGUUUGGAUAUUACUUUGUUAAACUAUAAGAAACAGAUGGACAGACCUGUUCUUGCAGAAUCAACAAAAAAUGAGAACUUUAGGCUAAUUAUGCAGUUUGAGAUGGCUCUCUAUACUGUCCUGUUUCUGCCAAAUUUUGACUUUCUCUGUUGCCAUCUUUAACUCGCCUGUUUUAGGAUAUUUGAAUGUUUUACUUUUUUGCCCUGUUAUUUAGGGAAGAACUUAUUUUCUCAAAGAG
Molecule: messenger RNA, 1480 nt
Organism: Erpetoichthys calabaricus (reedfish)
Lineage: Eukaryota; Metazoa; Chordata; Cladistia; Polypteriformes; Polypteridae
Gene: unga
Product: uracil DNA glycosylase a
Exons: 7
Coding region: 96-1010 (304 amino acids)
Biological process (GO): base-excision repair; base-excision repair, AP site formation via deaminated base removal
Cellular component (GO): nucleus; mitochondrion
Molecular function (GO): uracil DNA N-glycosylase activity
Source: RefSeq, a predicted model, not a curated record